AUAAAACUGGGGAGCAAAGGCGCAGAGAGAAUUUUCUACCACGCUCGUCAUCGGAAACUAUGGGAUCUCCACCUCUCCUCCGUCGCAUUUUCUGCCGCCGGUGAUCUCCUUCCUUCGCACUUAAAUUAUCCUAUCUCCCUAUCUGCUCAUCCUUUGGUAUUCCGCCCCCCUCUUUUUUUUCAAUUAGUCCUAGGGUUUGCGCCAUAUGUUUCCAUUCGACUUGCGUUUUUCGCCACGAUUGAGCUUCGAAUUCCUUCUGAUUUCGCUUCCAUUGUUUAUGUCGUCGCAUUCUUCUAAUUUUACGCAUAUGUAUUGCGUGUCUCUGCGUUUCCAUUUCAGAUGACUAUGGGCAUGGGGAAUAAGUUCCCGAAUUAGGAUAUCUGCAAAAUUGGUUGGAUUAUUGGUUUGCUUGAAUGGAUUAGCAAGGAAGUUGUUUUUUCUUCUCUCCUUACUCGUAUACUUGUUGCUUUACAAUCUUAUGUUUUUCACUGCCAACGUUUCUUGAUAUGUAGAUGAUCGAACUGGUAUUAUUUAGGCUGAAAUUGCUUUUGUUCUUAUUUAGAAGAUGGUUAACGUUAAACCAAUCUGAUCAUCAGACCCCCUUUCCCUCUCUCCCCCCUUCAAAUCCGAUUUUGUCACAGAUGCUCUCGAGUCUCAGUCUCUGAUCUAUACAAAAUGAUAUUGGACAAACAUCUUACGUUUCUUAUAGGGUUACCAAGCGGAAGUUAAAAGAUUUUUUGUAUGGAGCUGAAGGAGUUAAAAGUAGAGAUGGAUGCUUCAACCUGUAAAGACAAUGAAACCCAACUGAAAGAAACACAAGAGAAGUCCAUGCACUGUACGAGUAACUGCGAGGACCACAGUUUCUAUGUAGAAGAGUCUUCCGAAGAUCAUUUGGAUGGUGAUGCUUCUAUUAGAAAAGAGGUUCUCGAGGUUGAUAUAGAGGGAUGCACAGAUCUAAAUGACGACAAAUUGGAAUUAUCAGAAUGCAACGAUGGGACAGAGGGGUAUUCGAGCUCAUUUAGUGGAACGGGUUCUGAAUCUGAGAACGGAACAGCAUUGAACGAUCAAGAAGCUGAUUCCUUGAUGUAUACCAAUACCACUCUACCACUUUGGGUGAGAAAGAAAAGGCUGACAGAUCAUUGGAGGAGGUUUAUACAGCCUAUAAUGUGGCGAUGUAAAUGGCUAGAACUCAGGAUGAAAGAACUUCAGUCACGGGCACAAAAGUAUGACAAAGAACUCGAAGUAUAUUAUCAAGCCAAGCAGUUUGAAUUAGAAAGUCUCAAGUCAGAAGGGCUUGCAUCGAAGGAACUACUGCUCUCAUGUCAUACUAAAACAAAUGGAGUUGUGAAGAGGAAAAAAAGAAAGCGAGUGGAAGAAACCACAGAAAGUUCAUCCUAUAUGUUGAGCCAUAAUCUCUUCUCUUAUCAUGAGUACCGGAAAUCCUCCGCUGAUGGCGCUCUCCUGAAUGAUAAUUUUUGCAAUUCAGAUAAUAGGGCUAAGAACGCCAAGAACGUGAGAGUUUUCAACGAAGAAUCGCCAUUUCUCGAGCUUAGAGAAGGUGAUGAGUACUUGGAACAGAUACUUUUGAAGAUUGAAGCAGCAAAGUCAGAAGCCCGUAAUUUGAAGAACCGGGUAGACAAAAUGUUGAGUGAAUUUCCCGGGAGAUUUUCUUCGGCUAACUCACUGGUUUUUCCUGGAUCAGCUGAUGCUUUAACCAGCUCUGAUCAAAAGCCCCAGUUGUUUCUUGAAAACGAAGAUGGAAAACCAAUUAAUUCCAUGUCUGUAUCAUCUCGUCAUAUCAUGCCCGAAGACAGUACAAGAGAUAGUUUGAUGUCUGAGAAUGCUGCAGUUUCAAGUCAAGGAGAAGAAAAAACUUUUCCUGAUAAGAAGCCAUUAAACACAGAGCAAACAUCAAUCGAGGGUCCAUCGAGAAGUGCAAGGAAAAGAACACCGCGAAAUCGGGAGGCAAUUGAAGGGACCAGACAGAGGCCUCGAAUUUCGAAAGAGAAGCCAAAAACAAAUGUAAUGGCUUCAAGGUUUAAGGUUCCCAAGAGAAAGAGGAAGCGGGGAAAGUCGAGAUCAGCCUCGUCUGGGAUUAGACGACGAUCCUAAAAAACCGAAGAAGAACAAUCAAACUUUAUGAAAGAGAUAGGAUGUAGGGAGAGUACAUUAUUUAAGGAACGUCCUUCUGGAGAGUUUGGCAGAGACGAUGGCCAAGAUGGUGACAGAAGGGA
Messenger RNA from Tarenaya hassleriana, 2234 nucleotides. RefSeq lists its product as uncharacterized. The record is from RefSeq and is a predicted model, not a curated record. The transcript is spliced from 6 exons. NCBI's taxonomy places the organism in Eukaryota, Viridiplantae, Streptophyta, Magnoliopsida, Brassicales, Cleomaceae. The coding region runs from base 742 to 2112 and encodes 456 amino acids.